UCGAAAUAAUUUAGGUUCUUUUUUUUCUCAUGUCGGCAACUUGUUUUGAUCGACUGUCGCAAUGAAGUUAAAUAUAUCCUGCCCGGCCACUGGCUGCCAAAAAUUGAUUGAGGUUGACGAUGAAAGGAAACUUAGAGCUUUUUAUGACAAGAGAUUGACUGCCGAAGUUAAUGCAGAAUGCCUCGGAGAUGAAUGGAAAGGCUAUGUUGUUCGCAUCUCUGGUGGAAAUGAUAAGCAAGGAUUCCCGAUGAAGCAAGGAGUUUUGACUAAUGGAAGAGUUCGUUUGCUCCUUAAAGAUGGCCACUCUUGCUACAGAAUGAGAAGAAGUGGUGAAAGAAGAAGAAAGUCUGUUCGUGGGUGCAUUGUUGAUGCUAAUCUCAGUGUUCUCAGCUUGGUCAUCAUCAAAAAAGGAGAACAAGAGAUCCCUGGAUUGACUGAUACCACAAUUCCUCGUCGUCUUGGACCAAAAAGAGCUUCCAAAAUCAGAAAGUUAUUUAAUUUGGAUAAAAAAGAUGAUGUUAGACAAUAUGUGGUCAGGAGACCAUUGCCUGUCAAAGAAGGAAAGAAACCUGUGUUCAGAGCACCAAAAAUACAAAGAUUGGUGACUCCACUGGUUCUGCAAAGGAAACGUCAUCGUUUGGCUUUGAAGAGAAAGAGGAUCAUUAAGAGGAGAGAAGAUAAGGCUGAGUACCAGAAAUUGUUGGCACAGCGUAUCAAGGAAGCCAAAGAAAGAAAGAUGGAAAGAAGAAGGUCUGCUUCCCAUUCGAAGAGCUCAGUCAGCAGAACAGAAUCAGUAUCAUCUGCCCCAGCUCCCAAAGUUGUUUCCAAGCCGGCACCUGCUGCCCCUGUUCCAGCUGCCUCAGCUAAAGCAGCCAAGCCAGCUGCCACUAAGGCAGCUGCACCUAAACCGGCCACAGAAUCAGGAAAGUCAAAAAAGGCCAAGAAAUAGUUAAAAAAACUGACAAUUAUUGAAUGCGUUGAUAUUUUUUGAUCAAUAAAAUUAUCAACAUUUGAUUAAAAUUUUGGUGUAGAUUACAUAUUCACAAGGGUUUACUCUUUGUUUUUUUUCUUGACGUUUUCACGAAUUUUCAGUCUUACAUAGAUUAAGGAAAAAUGUGGGUGGCAGUUUGGUUGUGAGCUCACUUGCUGGAUCGGCAGUGUGACUGGGUUCGAAUGACAAAAUUGUCUACACCU
Messenger RNA from Helobdella robusta, 1194 nucleotides. RefSeq lists its product as hypothetical. Gene Ontology annotation, biological process: translation. Bases 62 to 949 code for a protein of 295 amino acids. Gene Ontology annotation, cellular component: ribosome. NCBI's taxonomy places the organism in Eukaryota, Metazoa, Annelida, Clitellata, Rhynchobdellida, Glossiphoniidae. The record is from RefSeq and is a predicted model, not a curated record. The transcript has 6 exons. Gene Ontology annotation, molecular function: structural constituent of ribosome.